AUGCCAGCUACCGACUCCCCCGCUAUCAUCGUAGCCCGCUUUCUCAAAUCGAGCAACUAUGAUGAAACAUACGAUGCCUUCAUCGCCGAAGCGGGUCUUCCGCCCGAUGCUGGGAUGGUUGAGAAAGGGGAUCUGACCCUUGAGGUGCUGUUGGAGGAGAAGAAGACGUUUGAUCUUAGUGCGAGGUUUGAGAAGUUGGGGGUUGAGGGGGGUGGGGCGAGGGGGUGGGUUGAGGGUGGUCCUGAGAAGGCGGAAGUAGUGAGGAGUCUCCCGACGAGCUCGAAUGUCCUCAGUGUAGCGGCGUACGAUACGGAAGCUUAUGGUGCGACAUUGCUUGUGAGUACGGCGGAUCGACGUCUACAUGUUCUGAAUGCACGGACGAAGGCUUUAAGAGCUUCUCUGUCUGGAUUGCAGGACUCGCCUAUACUGUCGACCCUGGUCUACAGGGAGAAGUUCUUGCUUACGGCCUCCAUGUCUGGGCAGCUGUUGGUUAGUGGGCUGGAUGGGAGGUCGAUUGAGCGGAGACGUGAUCAUACGAAGUAUAUUGUCAAGAUUGCAAUGCUUGAAAAUGAUGCCGCGGGACCUUUGCUAGCGACUGCGGGAUGGGAUUGUAAGGUUGUGCUUUAUUGGCCUUCUGUCGACGAGCAGGGGAAGUUCAUACUUAAUGAUCCUGUUGCUACUAUCACCUUACCAACGAAACCUGAGGCGAUGGUCUUGAUGCGGCAUCCAGAGAGCUUACAACUGAUCUUACUGGUCACAAGGACAGACUCGAACCUCAUCUACUACUACAGCACUGAGACCUCACCUCGACUCCUGGGUAAACAAAAUCUAGCCCCUCACUCCAACGCAUGGGUAGCUUUCACACCAUCAGCCAUGGCACUCUGCCCUACAGAUCCCACCUUACUCGCCGUAGGAACAUCAAGUGUCCCUCACAUGAAACUACUGCUCGUACGACUCCUGGUACCUCCCUUCGCGUCCUCAUCCGAGCAAGCAGCGCCCGUCCGAACAUCGCUACUAGACGAAACACCAGUACCCGACACCCAAGCCUCGCAAGCCCGCCGCGAACUCGCCAUAGCGGAUCGAGAGGCAGCGGCUAUACAGAUCCAUUGCACAACUAUGGCGCCGCAGACGGCGUAUAGUACUCCUGCUGUGGCGUGGCGGCCUAAUGGCAGUGGGGUGUGGGUUAAUGGGGAUGAUGGCGCUGUGAGGGGGAUUGAGGCGAGUUCGGGGAAGGUGGUGAGGGUGCUGAGGGAGGGGGGGCAUGAGGAGGGGAGUAAGGUCAGAUGCAUUUGGGGAGGUAUGGUUGAAGGAGAAGAAGUGCUUCUUAGUGGGGGGUUUGAUCAGAGGUUGGUUGUCUGGCGGUCGGAUCGUGAGGUUUGA
Messenger RNA from Recurvomyces mirabilis, 1380 nucleotides. RefSeq lists its product as uncharacterized. The transcript has 3 exons. The record is from RefSeq and is a predicted model, not a curated record. Lineage: Eukaryota; Fungi; Ascomycota; Dothideomycetes; Mycosphaerellales; Teratosphaeriaceae. Bases 1 to 1380 code for a protein of 459 amino acids. Gene Ontology annotation, molecular function: protein binding.